Racocetra persica is the source of this 370-nucleotide messenger RNA. The record is from the annotation of a GenBank genome assembly. Lineage: Eukaryota; Fungi; Glomeromycota; Glomeromycetes; Diversisporales; Gigasporaceae.
UCUAGAGACCAGGAAGUCCAUUAUAGAUCUCCUAUUCAUCAGUAUAUCAACUUAGCAGAUAAUAAAGAAACUACCUCUACCAAUCAUUGGGAUAUUCUUUUAAAUAAUACUAGUAUUAGAGGAGCCUUGGCAAAUUACCUGCAAGCCCAAACCUCACUUGGUAUCACACCUCAGAGUAUUGCUCAAGCAGAACAAGAAAAAAGAAAUAGACAACAAAACCAAUUCUGGAUGCAAUACUUUGCCCAACCUGCAUUUGCAGAAGAAACAGAAUUUCAGAAAGAAAAAUUAAAUUCUCAGGAAGUCUAUACUAUUGGACAAUUAGAACUAGAAGAGGAGCACUUAUUAACUUCAGAAGAUCAUGUAGAAACAG